UUGUUUAACCAAAAAAUAACGGAUAAUUAAAAUUAAAAGUCAUCUCUUUUUUUGUUUGAGAAACAAAGCGGCACAAUCGAAGGGAGGCGGUUAGGCAAUGGAAGAGGAGAAAGCGGCGGCGUACUACGACGAGCUCACGCGCAAAGGCGAAGGAGCAGCUCGUUUCAAGCAAGGCCUCGGCUUUUCCUCCGGGAACGACGCGGUUCCGGAGAGAGCAUCAGCGAUCGCAUCCUCCUCUUCGUUUCUCAACCAGUUCGUCAAAGCUUCUUCCAACCCUAAACCCACCGAGAACGAUUCCGAUAUCCGAUCUAUUCGAGAUAAGUUGAAGAAGGAGAAGAAUAAACCUGAAGAUCAGCAUUCCGAGAAGAGCUCGAGCGAUCGGCGUCGUUAUCGGAGUAGAGAGAGGGAUGAGAGAGAUAGAAGGAGAAGCAGGAGUGCAGAGAGACGUAGUGGGUAUGGGGACAGAGAGAGACGGAGGCGUAGGAGCCGGAGUAGGAGUUCGUCGCCGAGGAGGGAACGAAGGAGGAGAGAAGAUGAUAGAAGAGGAAGGAGGACCCAAAAACGAACGAAAUUCAAAUUGGCGCUCAAGUUUUCAAGUUUCAACGUAUCUUCCCCCCAAUUUAUUUCGAAUCUAUUUUCCUUAAAUCCCUCCUUACCCAUCCUCCUCUCCGUCCCAACAAUGUCAGAUCUGCCGCCGGAAAACCCCAAUCUGCCGCUCACUUCAUCGUCUUCCUCUUUGCACCAUUCCUACAGCCGGAAGCAGAAAUCUCUGGGCCUUCUUUGCACCAAUUUCUUAGCUCUCUACAAUCGACAUGGAAUCGAAACCAUUGGGCUUGAUGACGCCGCCUCCAAAUUAGGAGUUGAGAGACGGAGAAUCUACGAUAUUGUUAACGUUCUGGAGAGUGUAGGGGUUUUAACAAAAAGAGCGAAGAAUCAGUAUACGUGGAAAGGAUUUUCUGCGAUUCCGGCAGCGUUGAAGGAGCUACAAGAAGAAGGUGCUAAGGACACUUUCCACCGUUUUUAUACCAACGAGAAUGUCAAAGUAUCUGAUGAUGAAGAUGAUGAGGAAGAGUCUUCUUCUCAGCCUCUUUCUAGUAGCCAGACUGAUACCUCCAAACCUGGCUCUCUUGAUCCCUCUAAAAUAGAUAAUCGACGAGAGAAAUCUUUAGGACUGCUUACUCAGAACUUUAUCAAGCUCUUUGUUUGCUCUGAAGCUAGGAUCAUCUCCCUUGACGAGGCUGCAAAAUUACUACUUGGAGAUGCCCACAAUACAUCAAUAAUGAGAACAAAAGUGAGGCGGCUUUAUGAUAUUGCGAAUGUCUUGUCAUCAAUGAAUCUCAUUGAGAAGACUCACACCUUAGAUUCUAGAAAACCAGCUUUCAAAUGGUUAGGAUACAAUGGUGAGCCUACUUUCACACUCAGCAGCGAUUUGAUGCAAGCCGAAUCAACGAAGAGAGUUUUUGGAACUGAUCUCACUAACGUCAGUGUCAAGAGAAGCAGAACCCAUGAAAAUGCUACCGAGAGGAGGAUAAAGAUGAAACAACACGCAAUAGCAGAUAGUUCUUAUAAUCAAAGCUCUGAUGAUGCUCAUGAAUCAAGACGCUACAAGUUUGGUCUUUUUGCACCAGCCGCUGGUGGUACAUAUCCAGCUGCUCGUUUGGAGGACAACUCCAAGAGAGCUUUUGAUGUUGAGAAUCUAGUUUCGGAUUAUCGUCCUACUUACCAAAAUCAAGUUUUGAAAGACCUCUUUGCGCAUUACAUGGACGCUUGGAAGUCAUGGUACAGCGAAGUCACGCAGAAGAAUCCAUUACCAGAUACAUCAAAACGCCAUUAGAGAUAUUCUUAAUCUUCUCUUACUAGUGAACAUUUCGUUUUGACCAAUGUGGGUUUAGUUUCUCCACACAAAUUUUAACGGCAGGAAUCCGACAUUUUAAGAUGCAGACUGCACCAUCUCUGUGCUUUCACUGUAGGCUGUUUAGAAAUCAUCUUUUGCUUGAUUCCAAUGCCAGUUGUAUGUAACUUAUAUAUAAUCCCCAUCUUUUAUUUUUAAAGAAUCUCAAAA
Messenger RNA from Brassica rapa (field mustard), 2062 nucleotides. RefSeq names its product E2F transcription factor-like E2FE. Gene Ontology annotation, molecular function: RNA polymerase II cis-regulatory region sequence-specific DNA binding; DNA-binding transcription factor activity, RNA polymerase II-specific. Gene Ontology annotation, cellular component: nucleus; cytoplasm; RNA polymerase II transcription regulator complex. Lineage: Eukaryota; Viridiplantae; Streptophyta; Magnoliopsida; Brassicales; Brassicaceae. The record is from RefSeq and is a predicted model, not a curated record. Gene Ontology annotation, biological process: regulation of transcription by RNA polymerase II; alternative mRNA splicing, via spliceosome.